Fragaria vesca subsp. vesca is the source of this 785-nucleotide messenger RNA. Its product is annotated as probable calcium-binding protein CML23-like. The record is from RefSeq and is a predicted model, not a curated record. Gene Ontology annotation, molecular function: calcium ion binding. Lineage: Eukaryota; Viridiplantae; Streptophyta; Magnoliopsida; Rosales; Rosaceae. The transcript has 2 exons. The coding region runs from base 105 to 551 and encodes 148 amino acids.
AUAAGUAGUUGGUUUCACGAACCCGAAUUUCAGUUAUACUCGAUCUCUUUUCUUCUGCUUCCUCUCCUUCACAUAGAAAAGCUAGAGUACCACAAAACGAAACUAUGUCGUCGAGGAAUUUGAGAGGCGGCGGCGUUGGAUCUUCGGCGGAGGAGUUGAAGAAGAUCUUCAACAAGUUCGACAAGAACGGCGACGGGAAGAUCUGCCGCGACGAGCUCAGGGAGAUCUUCCGUGAGCUCGGCUCCGAAACGACGCCGGAGGAGGUCAAGACCAUAAUGGCCGAGUUCGACAAGGACGGCGACGGUCGCAUUGACCUCGACGAGUUCGCCGAGAUUCUCAACGGCGGAUCCACCAAGGAUCUCCGUGACGCCUUCGACCUCUACGACCUCGACAAGAACGGCCGCAUCUCCGCGAGUGAACUGCACGAAGUUCUUAAGCGAUUGGGCCAGAAGUGCUCGCUCAAGGACUGCGCCAAGAUGAUCGGCUCCGUCGACGCCGACGGCGAUGGCCACGUCAACUUCGAGGAAUUCAAGAAGAUGAUGAAGAAAUAAUCAUAAGGUACUAAGAGGAGUGUAGAGAAGUCGUGGUGAUAGUGUUUUUUGCUCAAAGCUCAACCUCUAGAGUUGUCUUUCGCCCCGAAGUUCAAUAUAUCCCAUAUGCAUGGUACUCUCACCAUUUCUCCGGCCAAAAAACGUAGGGCAGGGCGCCUGACCUUGAAGAACAAACCUAAGGUUAAGAAUAGUUUGGGUCAGAAAAGGGCACAGAAGAGGACAUUUGGUGCACAU